AUGGAUGCGGUGACCGCAGUGCCUGUUUCACAGCCUGCACAAGGUGCGGCUCCGUCUGGUGCGGCUACCCGUGGGGUGGGCAAAAGGCUAAUGGAGCAGAGCGCUCCCGCUGGAACGGCCAAGCGGUCAAAGGUUAACUCUCCGCGUUCCAAGGUGGCGGAGGAUCGGGGCAAGGGCGUUGCUUCUUCAGUCAAGGUGACCCAGAUUGACCUUCCCCCUUAG
Linum trigynum is the source of this 222-nucleotide messenger RNA. The record is from the annotation of a GenBank genome assembly. NCBI's taxonomy places the organism in Eukaryota, Viridiplantae, Streptophyta, Magnoliopsida, Malpighiales, Linaceae.